This is a messenger RNA of Recurvomyces mirabilis, 1398 nucleotides long. RefSeq lists its product as uncharacterized. Lineage: Eukaryota; Fungi; Ascomycota; Dothideomycetes; Mycosphaerellales; Teratosphaeriaceae. The transcript is spliced from 2 exons. Bases 1 to 1398 code for a protein of 465 amino acids. The record is from RefSeq and is a predicted model, not a curated record. Gene Ontology annotation, biological process: spliceosomal tri-snRNP complex assembly.
AUGCUGUAUUCAGUACGAGAUAAGGCUCUAGUUGGCAUCGACCUGCUUUCUUUCACGACCACGCCACGCUUCCGAGGCGUGAAAACAUUACCGCCAGGCUUGCACUUCACCUUUGUCGGCUCAAGCACAGCAUUCUCCGAGCGACAUGGCAUCUGGUUCAGGAUCAAGCAGGGCGCCAACGCGCCAGGCAUACCGAUCUUCAUCGCGAAGUGGGAUUGUUCAACGGAGACCUUGCAGGCAGUGACAGACCAAGCCGAGCAGUUGAGGUGGCGAGCCAACCUUGGCAGCAUCUGGCAGGAAGGACUCACACCAUACCGACAGACGACCGCCAAAGACACAGAAGACGAGUCAGAGGAGCUCGUCGACUGGAGCAAGCUCACCAGUCACAUCAGUGACAAAGUGUUGUCACGCAUCACUGGCAGCACUUCGGAUUCACGGUCACUCAGCUCAGGCAGCUCGAGCAAGCGUGACCUGGAGCAUAUUCCGGGCUUGAGCAAAGCAGAGACCGAGCUACAGACAGAUCAAGAGCUCAAUUUCUUGCCUGUCGAGCUCAAGCAGACAUGGCGGCAAGGAGCUACAGGACGAGAGCGCACGGAAGCCGCACAAGAUCGAUCUUGGGCACUCAGCAGCCUCAUUAACGAGCACUGCACCGAUGCUCUAGAAGUGGUCGGCGAACUUCAGUUCUGCUUUCUCAUGGUCUUAACGCUGAACAACUACUCCUGUCUCGAACAGUGGAAGCGUCUCCUGAAUCUGCUAUUCACUUGCCACUCAGCAGUAGUGACCAGAUCUCAACUCUUCAUAGAGGUCAUCAGAGCACUAUUGUUACAGCUUCAGCACUGCAAGGUGGCCGACAGCGGUCUCAUAGACUUGGCAGACGAGGGUGGCUCCUUGCUCAAACAUCUGCUAGUGCGCUUCCGGAAAGGUCUUCAAGGUCUAGGCACCCAAAGCAGUAUCGGUGUGCAAGACAUGAUCGACGAACUUGACGAUCUCGAAGAAUAUCUACGUACAGAACACGGCUGGCAGUUCGGAGGCACAUUCGCCAAGUCAGGUUUCCUCGAGAUGGAAGACGGCGAGCAAGUGCACAUGGACAGCACAGCAUUUGACGAAGAUGACGAGACGGGCGAGUAUGCACCACAAAUCGUUGACUUGACGCCCGAGCAGGCACGUUUACUGAAUGUUGGCGGUGCGGAGGAUCUGCAUCAUAGCCUCAGCAAGACAUCACUAGUCGAGGCUGCGACUGAGGAGUCAGAUGAUGAUGUGGUGGAUGAGGAGGAGGCGGAGAAGAUCGUCAGGAGCCAGAUUUCAAGACCAGCUGCAAACGGGCAUGCGAGUGACAGUGAAGAGCCCGACAGUGAGGAAGAAACUGACGACCUCGACGAUAUGGACGCUCGGUACUGA